Messenger RNA from Castor canadensis (American beaver), 1457 nucleotides. RefSeq names its product galactokinase 1 (gene Galk1). Gene Ontology annotation, cellular component: cytosol; cytoplasm. The record is from RefSeq and is a predicted model, not a curated record. NCBI's taxonomy places the organism in Eukaryota, Metazoa, Chordata, Mammalia, Rodentia, Castoridae. Gene Ontology annotation, biological process: galactose metabolic process; carbohydrate phosphorylation. Gene Ontology annotation, molecular function: galactokinase activity; ATP binding.
CAUCCCGCGCCGCGGCACGCCGAGCUGCAGACGAGCGUUAUGGCUGCUUCGAGACCGCCCCAGAUCGAGGAGCUGCUGGCCGAGGCCCGGCGGGCCUUCCGGGAGGAGUUCGGGGCCGAGCCCGAGCUGGCCGUGUCGGCGCCCGGCCGCGUCAACCUCAUCGGGGAGCAUACGGACUACAACCAGGGACUGGUGCUGCCCAUGGCACUGGAGCUUGUGACCCUGAUGGUAGGCAGCCCCCGAACCGAUGGUCUUGUGUCUCUUCUCACCACCUCUAAGGAUGCUGAUGAGCCUCAGCGACUACAAUUCCCACUGCCCUCAGCCCAGCGGUCCCUGGAGCCUGGGACCCCUCGAUGGGCCAACUAUGUCAAGGGAGUCAUUCAGCAUUACCCAGCUGCCCCCCUCCCUGGAUUCAGUGCAGUGGUGGUCAGCUCAGUGCCCCUGGGGGGUGGGCUUUCCAGCUCCGCAUCUCUGGAAGUAGCCACAUAUACCUUCCUCCAGCAGCUCUGCCCAGACUCAGGGGCAAUAGCUACCCGGGCCCAGCUGUGUCAGCAGGCAGAGCACAGCUUCGCAGGGGUGCCCUGUGGUAUCAUGGACCAGCUCAUUGCACUGCUGGGGCAGAAAGGCCACGCGCUGCUCAUUGACUGCAGGUCCCUGGAGACAAGCCUGGUACCUCUGUCAGAUCCCAAGCUGGCUGUGCUCAUCACUAACUCCAAUGUCCGCCAUUCCCUGGGCUCUAGUGAGUACCCCCUACGGCGGCGCCAGUGUGAAGAAGUGGCCCGGGCACUGGGCAAAGAAAGCCUUCGAGAGGUGCGACUGGAAGAACUUGAGGCGGGCAGAGAGCUUGUGAGCAAGGAGGGCUUCCAGCGGGCACGACAUGUAGUGGGUGAGAUCCAGCGCACGGCCCAGGCAGCGGCCGCCCUGAGCCGCGGGGACUACAAGGCUUUCGGCCGCCUCAUGGUGGAGAGUCACCACUCGCUCAGGGAUGACUACGAGGUGAGUUGCCCUGAGCUAGACCAACUGGUCGAGGUGGCACUAUCUGUGCCUGGUGUUUAUGGCAGUCGCAUGACGGGUGGUGGUUUUGGUGGCUGCACAGUGACUCUGCUAGAGGCCUCUGCUGCUUCCUGUGCCAUGCAACACAUACAGGAGCAGUACAGCGGCAUGGCCACCUUCUUCCUCUCUCAUGCUGCCGACGGAGCCAAAGUGCUGCGCUUGUGAGGCACCAGUGGGAUGGCACAUAUGGGCCCAGGGCUGAGGUGGCAGGGCCCACAGCUUGGCCUUCAGUGCCUGCCUUCUGCAUCUUGGUGCUCAAUAAACUUUGCCUCUGACUGUGGGGCCCACUUGCCUCUAGAGGUGGGUGUAUGCACGGGGGUCAGAAAGAUGCAUGGUCAGAAUCUGCUCUACUCUUAGGCUGGUGCCUCUCAAGCCUGUGAAGAAUGGUCAGGGCAGAGCCAAAC